AUUUAUUCAAGCCACAGCUGUUUGAACUUUUCCUUUUCAAUUCCACGACCAUGAUAUCAUACCAUUUGAAUAAGGCUACAGAAACAAUUUGCAGUCUCUGGUCAUGGUGGUGGGCAGGUAGCAACAAGAAAUUAGAUGUAGUAGAUGGAGCAGUUCUCACAGUUUCUGUUGCUGUACUUGCAAUCUUAUGGUACUUACGUACAUCAAGGAAAGGAACAGCUCCAUGGCCGCCGGGUCCUCGUGGCUUGCCGGUUGUUGGAUAUCUCCCUUUUCUGGGCAGCAACCUUCAUCAUUCAUUUGCAGAAUUGGCUCAUCUCUAUGGCCCAAUCUUCAAGCUCUGGCUUGGAAACAAGCUUUGUGUUGUGUUGAGUUCCCCGUCCCUAGCAAAACAAGUGGUCCGCGACCAAGACAUCAUAUUCGCUAACCGUGAUCCGCCAGUUGCAGCAUUCGCCUACACAUAUGGUGGACUCGACAUUGCAUGGUCUCCCUAUGGCUCCUACUGGCGCAAUCUGCGAAAGGUGUUUGUGAGAGAAAUGCUGAGUAACACUAGCCUUGAAGCUUGUUACCCACUUCAAAGGUCCGAAGUCAGAAAGGCUAUUACCAAUGCGUAUUCCAAAAUUGGCACACCUAUGGACAUUGGCCAAUUGUCGUUCCAAACUGUUGUUAAUGUCACGCUGAGUUCCUUGUGGGGCAACACCCCUGAAGCCCACAACGAUGGUAAAAUUGGAGCCGAGUUUCGGGAGGCGGCGUCUGAAAUCACUGAAUUGUUGGGAAAACCAAACAUCUCCGAUUUUUUCCCGACGCUUGCUGGGUUUGAUAUACAAGGGGUGGAGCGGCAAAUGAAGAGAGCCUUCCUCUCGGCUGAACAGGUUAUCGAUUCCAUCAUCGAUCGAAAGAUGAAAAAAAGUACUGCUAAAGAAGAGGGGGCAUCUGACAACGGAGAAAAGAAGGAUUUUCUGCAGUUCCUUUUAGAUCUCAAGGUGCAGGAAGACACUGAAACACCGAUCACCAUGACACAAAUCAAGGCCUUGUUGAUGGACAUCUUGGUAGGCGGAACAGACACAACAGCCACAAUGGUCGAGUGGGUGAUGGCGGAGAUGAUUCGAAAUCCGGUGAUAAUGACAAGGGCACAAGAAGAAUUAACAAAUGUUGUAGGGAUGGGCAGCAUUGUGGAAGAGUCACAUCUGCCUAAAUUACAGUACAUGGAUGCAGUUAUCAAGGAGUCACUCCGAUUACACCCAGCACUCCCACUCCUGGUCCCCAAGUGUCCAAGCCAAGAUUGCACAGUGGGUGGGUACACUAUAGCAAAAGGUACUAAGGUAUUUUUAAAUGUCUGGGCAAUACAUAGGGAUCCACAGAUUUGGGAUAGUCCUUCUGAGUUCAAGCCAGAGAGGUUCUUGAGUGAGCCUGGUAGAUGGGACUACACAGGCAACAAUUUCCAAUAUCUUCCAUUUGGAUCAGGGAGAAGAAUAUGCGCAGGGAUCCCUCUGGCAGAAAGAAUGAUAAUAUACUUGUUGGCAUCACUUCUGCAUUCAUUCAAUUGGCAGUUGCCGGAAGGUGAAGACCUUGACCUUUCAGAGAAGUUUGGGAUUGUCCUAAAGAAGAGAACACCACUAGUUGCUAUCCCCACAAAAAGGCUUUCCAGCUCAGAUCUCUAUCUUUAAUGGAAAGUGGUUCGAAUUGAAGGAAUAAAAUUGUUGUUUAUUUUGUAUCCGCUCAUCCAGUCUUGCAAGUCUCAAUGAAUAAGGUACAUCUCUUAUA
Molecule: messenger RNA, 1761 nt
Organism: Vitis vinifera (wine grape)
Lineage: Eukaryota; Viridiplantae; Streptophyta; Magnoliopsida; Vitales; Vitaceae
Product: labd-13Z-ene-9,15,16-triol synthase, chloroplastic
Exons: 2
Coding region: 51-1664 (537 amino acids)
Molecular function (GO): heme binding; oxidoreductase activity, acting on paired donors, with incorporation or reduction of molecular oxygen; monooxygenase activity
Source: RefSeq, a predicted model, not a curated record